Messenger RNA from Synchiropus splendidus (mandarinfish), 3196 nucleotides. It is a transcript of the gene usp2a, whose product is annotated as ubiquitin specific peptidase 2a. The record is from RefSeq and is a predicted model, not a curated record. Gene Ontology annotation, biological process: protein deubiquitination. The transcript is spliced from 14 exons. The coding region runs from base 414 to 2237 and encodes 607 amino acids. Gene Ontology annotation, molecular function: cysteine-type deubiquitinase activity. Gene Ontology annotation, cellular component: cytoplasm. NCBI's taxonomy places the organism in Eukaryota, Metazoa, Chordata, Actinopteri, Syngnathiformes, Callionymidae.
GCGAACCGCUACUCGGUCGCUGAAACUCUACUACGGCUGAAAGGAUGGAAGACGUGGCGGAGAACCAGCAAAGACUUGUUUAGAACCGACCGCGGGGGGUUUACCUGACAUGAAUUCAAGCUCAGCCUCUCUGCUAGGUUUCAGUAGCGGUCAGUGGAUACGCAGCGAGAGCUGCCCGAACGCCGCUCGAGGGGGGGCGGUUCGAUGCCAGCUCAGAUCGAGACGGUCUCAAACUGUGUGGACUGAUCCAUGUCACUAAGCCCGCGCAUGUGUGUACACUGGAGGGUAGCAACAGUAGAAUGAGCUGCCCUGGAGACUUCACUGUGUAUGGAGACUGACAACGGCACGCAUUCAGCAGUCGAUGCAGUCUUCCAGAGGCUAUCCCUCCUUUUGGCUGAGAAACCAGCAUCAUCAUGUCCCGAGUUUCCUCAAGCACCAAGCGCUACGCUGGCCCAUCCUACACCAGCCACUACAGCUCCUACAGCUCCUCCCUGACCCCAAGCCUUAGCUCCUACAGCGAUAGGGACAGGCUGUCCACCUACAGGUCUCCUACUUCCUCCUCUUCCUCAGGUUACUCCUCAUCCAGCUAUCUCAGCAGCGUGGCCACCCGCAAUCGCAACUACAGCACCUCCUCAGACCCAGAUAGAGACCGGGGUCGCACCGUCCCGCGCACAGACAUCCUCGGAAGCAGUAGCAGCAGCAGCAUCAGUAGCCGCAGAAGUGAGAGUCUCAGCAGAACUCCUGCUAAGAGCCACACAGGUUUUGGGCUUAACGGAGGGUCGACCUACACUGGCUACAGUUCUUACUCUUCAGCCCAGUCGAGCUACCUCUCCUCUUCACCGGUGGCCUCAAGCAUCUCUUUAAAUCGACGGAAAUCUGUAUCCCAGAGUGACCUAAGCAGAGACCUUGCUACCCUGAGCCUCACUGACACCUCACCAUCGUCUUCAACCACACCUUCUUCCUCUAGUAACCUGAGGACCUACCGCAGUCGAACCAGUGAUGUGACUGACUCUUAUGGCUCCAGUGCCCGAACGAAUUACUCAGGCCUGUUGCGGAGCUCGACUCAGGAGGCCCUUACACGGAGCUCUGCACAGGAGACCUGCAGCAGCAGCAGCAGCAGCAGCAGCAGCCGAGGGUUCAACUCCUCUUUGUGGGAGCCGAGCACCAAUGGGAUUUCUGACUCCACUGCCCGAGACUCCACGAACUCCAAGAGCGCCCAGGGCCUGGUGGGACUGAAAAACCUUGGAAAUACGUGUUUCAUGAACAGUAUCCUGCAGUGUCUCAGCAACACUCACAGCCUGAGAGACUACUGCCUGCACAACUCACACCGCAGAGACCUUAACAACACCCGCACCAACACAGCCCUCAUGGAAGAGUUUGCCAAGUUGAUCCAGACCAUGUGGACGUCCUCCAGUAGCGAUGCAGUAAGCCCCUCCGAGUUCAAAACGCAGAUACAGAGAUACGCCCCACGGUUUGUGGGGUACAACCAGCAGGACGCUCAAGAGUUCCUGCGCUUCCUCCUGGACGGUCUGCACAAUGAGAUCAAUAGGGUCACGGUUCGGCCAAGAGGCACAGUGGAGGAUUUUGAUCACCUGCCGGAUGAGGAGAAAGGAAAGAAGAUGUGGAGUAAAUAUUUGGAGAGGGAAGACAGUAAGAUCGUUGAUCUAUUUGUGGGGCAGCUGAAGAGCUCCCUCACCUGCAGCCACUGUGGCUUCUGCUCCACUGUCUUCGACCCAUUCUGGGAUCUGUCUCUGCCCAUCGCCAAGAAGGGCUACGGUGAGGUGAGCCUCAUGGAGUGUAUGCGUCUCUUUACCAAGGAAGAUGUCCUCGAUGGAGACGAGAAGCCAACUUGCUACAGGUGUAAAGCCAGGAGGAGAUGCACCAAAAAGUUCACCAUACAGAAGUUCCCCAAAAUCCUAGUGCUGCACCUCAAGCGUUUCUCAGAGGCCAGAAGAACCAGCAAACUGUCCACCUUCGUCAACUUUCCCAUGAAGGAUCUGGACCUACGGGAGUUUGCCUCUGAAAACAGCACCAACGCUGUCUACAACCUGUAUGCAGUGUCCAACCACUCAGGCACUACCAUGGGAGGUCACUACACAGCCUAUUGUCGCAACCCCAAUUCAGGGGAAUGGUACACCUUCAAUGACUCCAGAGUAACGCCAAUGUCAUCCAGUCAAGUGCGCAGCAGCGACGGCUACGUCUUGUUCUACGAGCUGGCGUCCUCCUCGCGCAUGUGAACCCUCCAAGAGGAAGCCCACAGCAGCACUCUGCCCUGGUGAACUGAUGGAUGGAACUUGGGCCUGUUAAUCGCUGGUCCUCUCUGUAAUGAAGUAGUGUUGCCCCCUGGGCCAGGGCACCAGGGCACCAGGGCAAUAGUCCACCCGACCGCUCAUCCAUCCCAGACUUCCCUCUCUAUGCACUGCAACUUUUGUCCUGACUGCGCCUUGGCUUUUUUUUCUCUCGUCUGCCUCAUAUCAUGUUUUUAUUUUUGCAACUUUUGCUUUGAAUUUAUGUUUUAAUGUUGUUUUUAUCUUUGGGGUGGAGUUUUGACCUCCCCGGCUUCACCCGGUCGUGCGGACAAGUGAUGUGUUUGUGACUGCGACGGGACUGCUCAAUUCACAAGCAGCAUGCAGCCCACUGGCCUGCUCUUCCACUGCACCACCACACUCCCACCUCUCCCUUCGCACCCUCAACGUUCACCUUUGAUGACAAGCGUUCGGGAGGCCGACGGCACUGUGAGCGCCUCACCUCUCCGAAGGCGACCGUCCAGCUCUCGAGCAUCCUUCCCUUGUGUGGCUGCUACUGACGUUUUAAAAGUGCUGUGAACGACUGAAACCAACCGUCCUGCUGAAUCUGCCGUGGAGUCAUUUGGAAGACGAGUUUAUCAAUAACCAUUAGGUCAUUUCUUCUCUCGUUUCAUGCCAUUGAACAACAUGGAAAGAAUGUUUUAAAGCAGAAAUGAAACACACAAAAUAUCUGUAUAUUUUUAUACCCUGAUGCAAUAGAGAAUGUACUAUUCAAUGGUGCUGAUCAAGACCCAUAACUGUUUUCUUUUGCUUUCUUUACCAGGUUUCGAGAGAGAGAUUAUUUAUGCUUAUAGAUGGUGAUGUGAUGGGUCACACUUUCUAACAGUGGCAGUCAAACACAAGUAAAUAUAUAAAUAUAUAUGAAUAAAAGUCAACAUGAAAGUGUUUUA